This is a messenger RNA of Brassica napus (rape), 822 nucleotides long. RefSeq names its product glutathione S-transferase T3-like. The transcript has a single exon. The record is from RefSeq and is a predicted model, not a curated record. NCBI's taxonomy places the organism in Eukaryota, Viridiplantae, Streptophyta, Magnoliopsida, Brassicales, Brassicaceae. The coding region runs from base 1 to 822 and encodes 273 amino acids.
AUGAAUACCACAACUGGCUUUGUUAAUCUAAUGUAUUGUCAAUCUUCAGUUGAUCUUGAGUCACCCAAACCAGCUUGGUUCGGGUCGCAAGGUCCUGAUGAGUUUGUUUUCCACCCUGGUGUCGAGUCUUCUUUCCAACCUGGUGUCCAGUCUGCUGUCCAGCCUACUGUCGAGUCUGCUAACAAAAAGAGGAGGAAAUGGUCUCCUAAUGAGGAUAAAAUCCUCAUUGGUGCUUGGCUUAACACCAGCAAAGACCCCGUUGUCAGCUGUGACCAGAAAGCUGAACGUUUCUGGAAGAGAAUUGUUGACUACUACAACGCAAGCCCUCAACUGGUUGGGACAGUACCUAGAGAGCUUGGUCCAGCGAAGCAGCGGUGGGCUAGGAUUAACGAGCAGGUCUGUAAGUUCGUUGGAUGCUAUGAGGCGGCGUUGAGGGGGCAGAGAAGUGGUCAGAAUGAAGAUGAUGUGAUGAAAGCAGCCCUCGACUCAUUCUUCAACAUUUAUGAGCACAAGUUCAGCCUCGAACAUGCGUGGAGGGAGCUGAGGCAUGACCAGAAAUGGUGCACCACCUAUAUGGUUAAAGAUGGUGGGAAGGAGAAGCGCAAACCAGUGGUGGACGUUGAUACAGAAGAUGAUGUUGCCGAACCUGAAAGCAGACCAGUUAGUGUGAAAGCUGCUAAAGCAGCUGGUAAGAGGAAGAAGAGUGGCAAGGAAGAAGAGAUGUCACAGCUUCAGUCCAUCAUGGAAAUGAAAGAAAAGCUCUCUAAACAAAGCUCUCCAAAAAAGAUCCUCUCUCCGAGAUGGAAGAAUCUCUUAAACUGA